AGAGGGAAGGAGGCCGCCGACCGCCGGGGCUGCUGGGCUCCUGCGCGCUCACGCUCCCCGCCGCCCGCCGAGGCGCAGGCAGGGUGCAGGCGGCGGCGGCGGGCGGCAUGGAGAGCCUGCUGGAGAACCCGGUGCGCGCCGUGCUCUACCUCAAGGAGCUCACGGCCAUUGUACAGAACCAGCAAAGCCUCAUCCACACCCAGCGCCAGCGCAUCGAUGAGCUGGAGCGGCGUCUAGACGAGCUGAGCGCGGAGAACCGCAGCCUGUGGGAACACCAGCAGCUUCUGCAAGCCCAGCCUCCGCCAGGGCUCGUUCCCCCAUCGACAGCCCCACUGCCUGCUCCUACAACCAGCGCUCCGGCCGCCACUGCGGCCCAGGAGCCUCUUCAGGACCACGGACAGCUCAUACCCGCCACGCCGGAGCCGCCACUUCAGCACCACGGACAGCUCCUGGCACAGCCCCAGCCGGGCCCCAGCAGCAGGGCUCAGGCUCCCCAGCCGCCCCACCAGCACUCGGUGGUACCCGGGGUGAUAGCUGACAAGGAGAAGGAGCGUCCCCCGAGUUGUUGUGCUGCCGCCGGAGCCCUGCUUCAGCACACAUCCCCCGCCGCCCUCGGCAAGGGCGUCCUGAGCAGGAGACCGGAGAAUGAGACCGUGCUGCACCAAUUCUGCUGCCCUGCCGCUGACACCGAGCAGAAGCCUGCCUGCUCUGACCUGGCUUCCCAAAGUGAUGGCUCCUGUGCCCAGGCCGGUGGGGGCAUGGAGGACUCCGUGGUGGCAGCCGGCAGACCCAGUGCCCAUGCCCCGAAGGCUCAAGCCCAAGAGCUACAGCAGGAGGAGGAGCGGCCGGGGGCGGGGGGCUCCCCACGGGCUGGCCCCCUCCGCACGGCCUCCCCCGGCCAGCAGCAGCCUGCCCUGGCGACGGCGCUCUGCUCCCACACCCCUGCUGCCUCCGAGUACGAACUCUCCCUUGACCUAAAGAAUAAACAGAUUGAAAUGCUAGAACACAAAUACGGGGGCCACCUGGUAUCCCGACGCGCCGCGUGCACCAUCCAAACCGCUUUCCGCCAGUAUCAGCUCAGCAAGAACUUUGAGAAGAUCCGUAACUCGCUCCUGGAAAGCCGCCUACCCCGUCGGAUCUCGCUGCGCAAAGUGCGAGCGCCCACAGCCGAAAGCCUGGUGGCUGAGAAAGCUCUCCUGGAGGGCUGCGGGCUCUUGGGGCUGCCACUGGGGCGCACGCCCACCCUGCCACCCACCUUUGCAGGCUCGCUCACAGAGUUGGAGGACUCCUUCACCGAGCAGGUGCAGUCCCUGGCCAAGUCCAUCGACGACGCCCUCAACACCUGGAGCCUCAAGACCAUGUGCUCACUGCAGGAGAGUGGCGCGUACCAGCUCCACCAGGCCCUGCACCCUAGUGCAGGACAGCCAGGCCUGGAGGCCGAGACGCGGGAGCCUGAGAGUGGCCCAGGAUCUGGAGAUGAGACAGGCAGCCUGCCGCAGGGUCACAGCAGUACCCUCAUGAUGGCUUUCCGGGAUGUCACAGUGCAGAUCGCUAACCAAAACAUCUCUGUUUCCUCCUCCACCGCCCUGUCUGUGGCCAACUGUCUGGGCUCACAGACCACCCAGGCCACAGCCGAACCAGCGGCUGGCCAAACCGAGCAGGGAGACGCUGUGGCUCAGGAGGUCUCUGAAACCCCAGUCUCGGAACAGACAGAACCCCCGAGUGAGAACUCAGAAGCAGCAGAGAGUUGCGCUCAGGGCGCACAUGGACCAGUGGCUGCGGAGGAGGCCGUGGUUGAGGAGGCAGUGGCCGUGGAGGUAGAGGAGGAAAAGGAAGAGGCUGGGCAGGCAGGGAAAGGGGCCGAAGAAGCAGGCGACAACUCUGAGCAGCUUAGCAGCAGCAGUGCAUCCACCAAGUCCGCCAAAUCUGGCUCAGAGGUUUCUGCCGCUGCCUCGAAGGAGGCCCUGCAGGCGGUGAUCCUAAGCUUGCCGCGCUACCACUGCGAGAACCCGGCCAGCUGCAGAUCCCCCACUCUCUCUACCGACACCCUGCGCAAGCGGCUGUACCGCAUCGGCCUCAACCUCUUCAACAUAAACCCGGACAAGGGCAUCCAGUUCCUGAUCUCACGUGGCUUCAUCCCCGACACCCCCAUCGGUGUGGCCCACUUCCUCCUGCAGCGGAAAGGCCUCAGCCGCCAGAUGAUUGGAGAGUUCCUGGGCAAUAGCAAGAAGCAAUUCAACCGCGAUGUGCUGGACUGUGUGGUAGAUGAAAUGGACUUUUCCAACAUGGAGCUGGACGAGGCCCUGAGGAAGUUUCAAGCUCACAUCCGCGUGCAGGGGGAAGCCCAGAAAGUAGAGCGGCUCAUAGAAGCUUUCAGCCAGCGCUACUGCAUGUGCAACCCCGAGGUGGUGCAGCAGUUCCACAACCCAGACACCAUCUUCAUCCUGGCCUUUGCCAUCAUCCUUCUCAACACCGACAUGUACAGCCCCAACAUCAAGCCUGACCGGAAGAUGAUGUUAGAAGACUUUAUCCGCAACCUUCGAGGUGUGGAUGAUGGUGCUGACAUCCCCAGAGAGCUGGUAGUGGGCAUCUAUGAAAGGAUCCAGCAGAAGGAGCUCAAAUCCAAUGAGGACCACGUCACAUAUGUCACCAAGGUGGAGAAGUCCAUCGUGGGCAUGAAGACGGUGCUGUCCAUGCCACACCGCCGCCUGGUCUGCUGCAGCCGGCUCUUCGAGGUGACCGAUGUGAACAAGCUCCAGAAGCAGGCUGCACACCAGAGGGAAGUGUUCCUCUUCAAUGACCUGCUGGUGAUUCUCAAGCUGUGUCCAAAGAAGAAGAGCUCCUUCACGUACACCUUCUGCAAGGCAGUCGGCCUCUUGGGCAUGCGCUUUCACCUCUUUGAGAACGAGUAUUAUUCCCAUGGCAUCACGCUGGCAACUCCGCUCGCGGGCUCUGAGAAGAAGCAGGUGUUGCAUUUCUGCGCCCUCGGCUCUGAUGAGAUGCAAAAGUUUGUGGAGGACCUGAAGGAGUCCAUUGCUGAGGUGACAGAGCUGGAGCAGAUCCGGAUAGAGUGGGAACUGGAGAGGCAGCAGGGAACAAAGGCGCUCUCUGUAAGGUCUGCUGGAGCCCAGGGGGACCCCCAGUCAAAGCAAGGAUCACCCACAGCCAAAAGGGAAGCGAUGGCAGGCGAGAAAGCGGCGGAGAGCUCGGGGGAGGUGUCAAUUCACAACAGGCUUCAAACGUCCCAGCACAGCCCCAGGUUGGGGGUCGAGAGGGGAGAGCCACCACCGCCACCGCCAACAUCACCACCACCGUUACUGCCAGACCCACAGCCUAGCCCCCUGAGGGAGCAGCCCCCACCGCUGCCGCAGCUGCCGCCACCCACACCCCCAGGCACCCUGGUGCAGUGCCAGCAAAUUGUCAAGGUCAUUGUCCUGGACAAACCCUGCUUGGCCCGCAUGGAGCCCCUGCUGAGCCAGGCCCUGUCCUGCUAUGCCUCGUCCUCCUCAGAUUCCUGUGGCUCCACACCCUUGCGUGGUCCAGGCUCUCCAGUUAAGGUCAUCCACCAGCCCCCACUGCCCCCACCCCCACCCCCAUACAACCACCCUCAUCAGUUCUGUCCUCCAGGCUCUCUGCUGCUCCGGCGCCGCUAUUCCAGUGGCUCAAGGAGCCUGGUGUAGGCUCUGCCCUUCGCACCCUGCUAUUCCAAUGGGCUGUCCUUCAGGAGCCUGGGCUGCCCCCUGCCACUCCUCACAUCUUGGCGUAAUGCCUUCCUGGCCACUGAUCCCUGUUGUGGAAAAGAGAAUGCCCUGGCGAGAUGGUUUGCUUGUCCCAACCAUCCUUCACUGACUAACUCGAGUACCUCACCACAAAUAUGUAAACACCUUGUCACUCUUCCAGGGGUCCCACAUAAGCCAGAUGGGCCAUGCCUUCUCCUCUGUGUUUACCAUGCUCCCCUAAUUGGAUUGAGGGAAACUCAAGUUGAGGGCUGUCGGCUGAUAGGCUUGCAGUCUUGGUUUGUUAGUAUUCCUGCUUUGGGCCGGUGGGCAAGAGCAAAGGGCUGGACUUUCUAGCAGCACAGCCCAGGGCAGAGGCAGACUACCCCAGCACAAGUGUAUCUAUAGCCAAGCUGAACAGAGGAGAGCGAGCCCUGGCCCCCUGGAGCAAACUAAGAGUAGCAGGGGAGGAGGGCUUCGUCAUCCAAGCUUGUAGUUAGGAGACUGGUUCUUAGCUCCCCGGAGACACUGGCUCCCUUUUCACCGUGUCAGCUCUCCUGCCACCACCAGAGAAUUCUGACCUACCCUGACCCAGGAAAGACUCAAGAGAGGGGGCAGGGUAUUCCGUUCUGUCUGGGUCAAUUCAACAGGACCCUGGGACUGCGAGAGCAUGUCUGGAAAGUGAACUCUAAGAGAACAUUUCUUGGUUCCUAGCUCCAGCAACAACUCGGCCAGCCCUGAGUGCACACAGGCAGUUACCCAUAAGCACUUGUGAGAAGUGGGUUGAUUACUUCCUUGUGGCAUCAGAAGCUAGGGGAUGGGGCACUGGCCUGCCCAGCAGAGGUGUGACUUGGCUUGGAGUCAGGGCUUCCUCAUGUAGGACUCUGCAACCUCUGUGGACACAGACAAGUUGAGGCAGUGAGUUCUAGUCACUGUGUCACCCCUGCUGCUGCCCUAAAAACCGUCCCUCCCUGGAAAAUGCAGGCUGGCUUCCAGCUGGGAUGGCUAAGAAUUCCUGGACCGUCAAAACUGCAGAGCACAGCCUAGCAGGGCUUAUCAACUUUCCAGGCCUACCGGGAUCCAGAGUCAGCGCAGGUGGCCCUGGCCCUACAGAGCCCCAGACAGAUGAGGCAGCCCCAUAGACUACAGGGGUGAUGUCAUAGGCUGUCACAUGCCAGGCCAGCCUCCUUUGUCCUAUGCCAGUAGCUAUUUCUGACCUUCUUCAAGAUGCCCUCCUAGUCAUAGCCUGUUCUUAAAGUUUCCCAAGAGGCGAGAGGCACAGUGGAUGUUGCCGUGGGUGGAAGUGAAUUGGCUUCUCCUGGUCUCCGCCGUACAGCCCAAGAUUCAGCACUCUGGACCAGAUAGGAGGCAUCCAGGCUAUUAGAGGGGUCAAAGGACCUCAUUUCAGGUGCAUGCAUGUAUGUGCGUGUGCGUGUGCGCGCGCGCGCUUUCACCCAGAGGUCAUUAUGAUGUCACCUGGGGAGCUUUUGGCCAUUUCUGUAACUUUUGGCCAAUAUGCUACCUCCCCAAGGGCUCCCAGCCUGUGUUUUUCUAAAUCGGCUGCCUUGGGUCCCUCUGCACCCAUGUUUCAGAAAAUAACCAGAACCUGUCAGAAUAGAACAACUGGCAGAUAGGGGGCACUACUUAGACACCUCACCAUCUACACUGGGGCAGAGAGGCUUAGGGCCUGGGGAAAGCAGAGUCUUUGAUAGGGUUGGCUGAAUGAGAAGGCUGAAAAUAGAAGGAAAUUUAUGACUCGUGGGGAGGAUGUGAGGUAUGAAGGAGUAUGAGUUAUGAGUGUGUCCAAGUGUGUUUCUGGAGUAGGCAUCAUGAUGUCAAGGAGUGAUGAAGAGGGACAUUAGCCCUGGGAGCUCAGUUCCCAUUGUCAAGCCCUGCCCCCUGCUCACACCAGGCUUCAGGCUAACAGUGUCCUCUGUCCCUCCUGCCUCCGCUAAGCCCUACUUUCCUGAUGAGCUCCAGCUCCAGCAGAGGCUUGGGGGCUGGCCCACAUGUGUGAGCUCUGAGGACCCCGACUCCCAGGCACCCUGCAUCUUUUCUCCAGGGAGAGCUUUACCUGAGGUUGCUACAAUAGCUGACCUAGACACUGCUGGCAGGAGCAAAAGCCAGCAUGGGAAGCCACACUGCUUGGGGUCACACAUGGAACAAUCCUGAGCCUGCAGGCUUUGAGCCCCAGUACCCUAGGGAGGGAGAGGCAGGAGGGGGAGCUGGCCUACCUUACUGGUCAGGCAAAGUUAGAGCUCCCGACAUGUGUCGCUUCUCUCCCGAGCUCAGCCAACCCACUAACGGUAGAAUUCGUCCAUCUGUAUCUCAGACCCCAGAGAAUCUGGCAGAAGCCUCCUACCCUUCUCCAUGGCAGUGACCCGAUCAGGACCACCAGUCCUCCUGAAGGCCCAGAAAGAGGCUCUGGAGACUCUGGCUGCCUCAAAGUUAAGGGGACGAUGGAGGGUUGGCUGAGCUAGCAGACCCAAUCACCCCAAAACUCCCCCUCCAUCAACUUUCUAGGCCUUACUUUGGGGAGCCUGGGCCCCUCUCCCAAUUUAUCCAUUUGGCCCCUCCUCCAAAAUCAGAUGAGAGGUGGGACCAGCUUUCCUACCUAUUUUUAGGCAAACCCACCUCCAAAUGCAGGUCCUGUCUUGGCAGCCUUUCCUGGAAGCCAGGCCGUCUGUCUUUUCGUCUGCAAAGAUGUCUUGCUCCCACAAAUAUGUAUGGACCCUGGAUCUAUGACACCCCCACCCCGCCUGUCCAGAGCCUGCCAGGAUGUUUCCGUUACCCAGGAGAGGUUCCUGAUAGCAUUUGUCUGUGUCUGCAUCAGCUGUCCAUCUUCCAGCGGACCCCUCCUCCCCCGCUCACCCUUCACCAGAUGGAGUGACAGCUCUCUGGGGACAGGCAGGGUGGCUGCACUCAGCAACUAACCCAAAUGGCAAAUAUUUUGUAACAAAAUAGCCCAGAGGUAUUUUAUCUGUUCAAUUCAUAGAGUUUUAGAGAUUCUAUUGAAAUGUGUCACUUGAGCAAA
Messenger RNA from Mesocricetus auratus (golden hamster), 6750 nucleotides. It is a transcript of the gene Iqsec3, whose product is annotated as IQ motif and Sec7 domain ArfGEF 3. The transcript is spliced from 14 exons. Lineage: Eukaryota; Metazoa; Chordata; Mammalia; Rodentia; Cricetidae. Gene Ontology annotation, molecular function: protein binding; guanyl-nucleotide exchange factor activity. The record is from RefSeq and is a predicted model, not a curated record. Gene Ontology annotation, biological process: actin cytoskeleton organization; regulation of ARF protein signal transduction. The coding region runs from base 108 to 3680 and encodes 1190 amino acids.